AUGUCUCGAUUGUUCACUCCAGCUCCCGCACCACCCACCCAGUUGGGCCAGUACCGCAUCCUCUCCUCGUCAGCCGGGGUGCGUGUCUCCCCGCUGCAGCUAGGAGCCAUGUCCAUUGGCGACGCCUGGUCCAAUUUCUUGGGCGGAAUGGACAAGGAACGAUCCUUUGCGCUGCUGGACGCCUUCUAUGAGAAAGGAGGCAACUUCAUCGACACAGCCAACAACUACCAGGACGAACAGUCGGAGACAUGGCUGGGCGAGUGGAUGGCCUCGCGAGGCAUUCGUGACCGCAUCGUGCUCGCUACCAAGUUCACCACGCACUACAGGUCCUACGAAAUCGGGAAGGGCAAUGCUGGGAUUAAUUAUUCCGGAAACCAUCGGCGCAGUCUGCACGUCAGCGUCCGCGAUUCUCUGCGGAAGCUGCGGACGGACUAUAUCGAUAUCCUGUACCUGCACUGGUGGGACUACACGACCUCCAUCAAGGAGAUUAUGGACAGUCUCCAUAUCCUCGUGGAGCAGGGGAAGGUGUUGUAUCUGGGUAUUUCGGAUUCCCCAGCGUGGAUUGUCGCAGCGGCGAACACCUAUGCGAUCGAGAACGGUAAGACACCGUUCAGCAUCUACCAGGGUCUGUGGAAUCUUCUCGAGAGAUCAUUCGAGCGUGACAUAAUCCCUAUGGCUCGUCAUUUUGGCAUGGCAUUAGCACCGUGGGGAGUGCUGGGUCAGGGGAAGUUCCAGACGAAAAAGGCACUGGAGGAGCGCAAGAAGGCCGGCGAGAUCCUGAGGAGCACGCGAAACUCUAAUUAG
Monascus purpureus is the source of this 804-nucleotide messenger RNA. The record is from the annotation of a GenBank genome assembly. Lineage: Eukaryota; Fungi; Ascomycota; Eurotiomycetes; Eurotiales; Aspergillaceae.